Molecule: messenger RNA, 1422 nt
Organism: Poecile atricapillus (Black-capped chickadee)
Lineage: Eukaryota; Metazoa; Chordata; Aves; Passeriformes; Paridae
Gene: IST1
Product: IST1 factor associated with ESCRT-III
Exons: 10
Coding region: 205-1302 (365 amino acids)
Biological process (GO): protein transport
Source: RefSeq, a predicted model, not a curated record
AGCGGGGCUGCGGGGAGCGGCGCUGCGGGGAGCGGUCGGCGUCCGAGGAGGUGAUGGGGAGCCCUGCCCCAGGGUCUUCCUCAGCCCUGGGACCCGCCCCUGGGGCCUGCUCCGCUUGUGCUGUGGGAUGUUCUCUCCGUACCACUUGGUUCGGGAGGGAGAGGGAUUCCUCCCCCCAGCCGUCGUGUGCAGAAAGUGUUUGUCAUGUUGGGCUCUGGGUUCAAGGCAGAGCGUUUGCGAGUCAACCUGCGCCUCGUCAUCAAUCGCCUCAAACUACUGGAGAAAAAAAAGACUGAGUUGGCCCAGAAGGCAAGGAAGGAGAUUGCAGAUUACUUGGCAGCUGGAAAAGAUGAGCGUGCCAGGAUUCGUGUGGAGCACAUCAUCCGUGAAGAUUACCUUGUGGAGGCCAUGGAGAUCUUGGAGCUGUACUGUGAUCUGCUGCUCGCCCGCUUUGGCUUGAUCCAGUCCAUGAAGGAGCUGGACUCUGGCUUGGCAGAGGCAGUAUCGACACUGAUUUGGGCUGCUCCACGUCUCCAGUCGGAAGUGGCUGAGUUGAAGAUUGUUGCUGAUCAAUUGUGUGCUAAGUACAGCAAGGAGUAUGGGAAGCUGUGCCGGACAAACCAGAUUGGAACAGUCAACGACAGGCUGAUGCACAAGUUGAGCGUGGAAGCACCACCCAAGAUCCUGGUGGAGAGAUACCUCAUUGAGAUUGCAAAAAACUACAAUGUGCCCUAUGAGCCUGAUUCAGUGGUGAUGGCUGAAGCUCCAGCAGGCGGAGAGGCAGAUCUAAUUGAUGUGGGGUUCACAGAUGAUGUGAAGAAGGGUGGCCAUGGAGGGGGCGGAGGUGGUGGAUUUACAGCCCCAAUGAUAGGUCAUGAUGGGUUAGUACCCAUGCCCAUGAUGAUGCCUAUGCCCGUGCCAACAACAAAUCCACCCUUCUCCUAUCCACCUUCAAAGGGACCGGAGAACUUCAGUGGCCUGCCAGUGGGGACCUACCAGCCUUUCACUAACAUCCAUCCACCACCAAUUCCGGCAAACCCACCCACAUACGAGUCCAUUGAUGAGCCUAACACUGACAAGGAUGCUGCUGCACUAGUGCCUGGGCCCGAGACCAAGCCAGAAGCUUCUCCUAAACCAAGUGCUGGAGCUCCUAAUACCUUUGAUAACUUUGUGCUGCCAGAAUUGCCAUCUGUGCCAGACACACUGCCAACAGCAUCUGCUGGCAUCAACUCUUCUGCCUCAGAAGACAUUGACUUCGAUGAUCUUUCACGGAGGUUUGAGGAGCUGAAGAAGAAAACGUAAAACUUCCUGGGCUGCAGGAAGGAGGGGAAGGAGCUGACAUCUUCUCUCUGGAACAGACUCCCUUUGAAAUUGGCUUCCUGUAUUAAUCUACAAUGAAUAUACUCUUCUUUUUAAGCCCUC